Messenger RNA from Spodoptera frugiperda (fall armyworm), 1223 nucleotides. Its product is annotated as probable phytanoyl-CoA dioxygenase. The coding region runs from base 139 to 1047 and encodes 302 amino acids. Gene Ontology annotation, biological process: fatty acid alpha-oxidation. The transcript has 9 exons. The record is from RefSeq and is a predicted model, not a curated record. Lineage: Eukaryota; Metazoa; Arthropoda; Insecta; Lepidoptera; Noctuidae. Gene Ontology annotation, molecular function: phytanoyl-CoA dioxygenase activity.
UAAAUCGGCUGUAGUUUGGUAACGACCGCGGUGGAAAAAAUACGUUUAUUUUCGAUUUAAUUUAAUAUUAGAUUAGUGGUGGUUUAUGUGUGAUUAAAAGUUUCAAUAAUAUAAUUAAAAUAAGUGCAGUGAAUAAGUAUGGCGAAUAGGAAUUUUAAAAUAAUGCCAAAAUGUGUGUCAGCUGACCCGUCCGCCACAUACCCUCUGUCGCCGGAGCAGCUUCAGUUCUACCACGAUAAUGGCUACCUGGUCAUCAAGAAGCUCAUUGGAAUCCCAGCUCUGAAUAGUUACAGACAACGUUUCACGGAUGUGUGCGAGGGUCGUGUGGAGAAGGGACGUGUGACCGUCGUCAAGGAUCGAGCUCUGUGCAAGAACCAGGCCAAAGCUGAGGAUUUUAUUAAUAAGAUCCAGGAGUUGCUGUACGACGAGGUGUACAGCACGUACUCCGAGGACCCUCGCCUGCUGCACAUCGUGUCGCAGCUGGUCGGGCAGAACCUCACCGCCAUCAACUGCAUGCUCAUCAACAAGCCGCCCGGCACCCGCGAGCAUCCUCCACAUCAGGACCUCCUCUACUUCCCGUUCCGUCCAGCGAACAAGAUAGUGGCGACGUGGACCGCCAUCGACCCGGUGAACGCGGACAACGGCUGCCUGUACAUGGUGCCCGGCUCACACAAGCACGACGUACUGUUCGAGCAUAGAGAUCAAGUUAAUGAAGCCAAGCUGUUCUUCUACGGCCUCGCGGAGGACAAGCGAAUAGCGCCCGAACACAAGCGAGUGUACCUCGACAUGGAGCCGGGAGACACCGUGUUCUUCGUGUCUACCAUCGUGCACGGCUCCAGACCUAAUGUCUCCAAUUCGUACCGCAAGGCGAUGACGUGCCACUACGCGAGCAGCGAGUGCCGGUACAUCGACGUGACGGGCACUGCGCAGGAAGGCAUCGCGGCGCACAUGGAGGCCGAGCUCAGGCGGCGCGGCGGGGACCUUAGCUAUGUUGAUAUAAUGCGAAUUAAAACCAAGCAAGUGCGGGGCGUGAGAUGCAACCUCUGAGCGACUACUAUUUAUUUAUACAUAUUAUCUUUAAUUAACUUUAUAAUGUAUAUCAUAGCAAGGACAGUAUUCUAUGGGGAUGACAAAUGUAAAAACUUCCUAUCUUAUCGUCACGCCUUUUAUCCCAUAAGAGGUAGGCAGAGGCGCACAUUACGGUACGUAAUACCUCUGUAUAA